CUCAGUGUAGUGCUGUAGCUUAUGUUUAUCCGUCAUUAAACUUCAAUGUUAUUGUUUCGUUAGCUCUUAGAUUAUCAAUGUUUAAAUGUUAUUGAUGUUUGCCAGUUUAUAAUUAGAAACAAAACAGGAUCAAAUAUUGGAGGUUACUGGCAUUGCGUAGAAUAAAAACAAGAAAUAAAACUAGAAUUGAAGUUCAGCUUUCAACUCGGAGAAGAGGAGAGACCUGAUCUAACCAGUCGCAACAUGCUUUUCUUACAGAAAACAGAGUGUUUGGAAAAGGACGGAUGAAUUCUAACCAUUUCUAGAAGAUUAAGAAACCCAGAGAAUAUAAUCCAUAAAAAAGAAGUUUAAUUAGAAUCCCAGUACUCCAAUACUACCCAGAGAUGCCUGUGUUUGGUUCUCGAAUGGUUUGUGAGACCGCCAGCUAUAAAUAUAUUGAGGAGAGGGAUAGAGUCAAUGCUGAGAAGGAGGAGUGCCUUGGCAGUUGUAACUGUCAGUAUAUUUUAAGAUGGGAGAAAGAGAAAACAGAAAGGUAUGCUGCUCUUAGAGAUCUUAAAGAAAGGAUAAGACAAGGAUCAGUGAGUGGAUCUAGAUGCGGUUCAGUCCGGACUCCAGACCGACUCCGGGGUUCUAGUUCUCAAAACUCAAUCAGUGAAAUCUGGAGUAAUCAUGAGGGUUCUCCAGUACCCAGAGAGGGAGAAGACAGCUUCCCUGAUGUAUUUCAGGACGGGGAAGAGUUCGUCGGAUCAAACAGGUCUAGGAAAAACUCGAUUCUUUCCAGAAAAGGUUCCGUCAUCUCCAGGACAGGUUCUGCUGUAUCCAGGAAGGGUUCCGGCAUGUCUAGGAACGGAUCCCAUAGUUCCAAGAUUGGGAGUAAAACGUCCUCUAAGAGGAACUCUGUUCGUUGCGUUGACUCAGCUGAAACCAUUCCUGAGAACGGAGCAGGGAAUAGAGAAUUGGAUAAUGUUGAAAAAGAUCCUGAUAUAAACCCUAGAGGAAAGAUGGAAGAUGGUGAGACAGGAAAAUGUAUAUCAUGCUCGGUUAUGUAAAUAAUGUACUGUACGGUCAGAACAUUUGAUUAUGUAACUACUGUACUGCAACGGUCAGUACAUCUCGGUUAUGUAAUUUCUGAACUGUACAGUCAGUACAUCUCGGUUAUAUAAUUUCUGAACUGUACGGUCUGUACAUCUCGGUUAUGUAAUUACUGUACUUAAUUUAAUUGCAAUACUAUACGGUCAGUACAUCUUGAUUAUGUAAUUAUCGUGCAGUGUAGUAUCGAUAGUACAUCUCAGAAAAAUAAUUACUGUACUGAACGGUAAAUCUUGAUACGAUAUUCAUACAUCACAAAGAGAUCCAAUAAACAUGGAAAUCCUAGGACUUAAAUCCAUCCCCUGGAAUCUUUCAUAAACAUUUUAUUUAGUUUUGAUAAGUGAAAUUGUCAAUUACAAGUCAUAUGAAUUGGUUUAAAUACGAUAUUUAUUGUUUAAAUUACACCACAGACUACACAGACUGCUCAUACACUUUACCAGGAUAGGCUGAGCAGGCCUAU
Messenger RNA from Eurytemora carolleeae, 1549 nucleotides. RefSeq lists its product as uncharacterized. Lineage: Eukaryota; Metazoa; Arthropoda; Copepoda; Calanoida; Temoridae. Bases 384 to 1049 code for a protein of 221 amino acids. The transcript has 6 exons. The record is from RefSeq and is a predicted model, not a curated record.